Molecule: messenger RNA, 1063 nt
Organism: Rattus norvegicus (Norway rat)
Lineage: Eukaryota; Metazoa; Chordata; Mammalia; Rodentia; Muridae
Source: RefSeq, a predicted model, not a curated record
UGGGGGCGCUAGACUCCCUUGAAGGUGGGUUCACUAUCUUCCCAGCGGGGUGUGAAAGCCAGUUCAGCUCCUGAACCCCACAAUUGUUCAACAGGCUUUUGGUGCCUGACCGGUUUCAGAAGACAGAAUCUGGACGACUAGGACAUUUUCUCUCGGCGAGCUCCUCAAACCCAGGCCAUGGGCAAGUAUGAAGCAUGAACACAGAACGAUAGUCACAAGACAGUUGACCAGGAUGUCGUGGCCUACCACACUAGGUCUAAAGCCAAGAAGAAGAGGAUGUCUCUGAGGAGGAUGAGCACACCAUCCUUCCAGAAGUGGAGGAGGAGGAGGCCUUCUUCCAAGGCCCUGGGGAACAUUGUGGGCUGCAGAAUUUCUCACGGAUGGAAGGAAGGUGAUGAGCCCGUCACCCAAUGGAAGGCCAUCGUUCUAGACCAACUGCCAACAAAUCCCUCUCUCUAUCUGGUCAAGUAUGACGGAAUUGACUGUGUCUAUGGACUGGAACUUCACAGCGAUGAGAGGAUUUUAAAGCUUAAGGUCUUGCCUCACAAAGUAGUGUUUCCUCAAGUGAAAGACGCCCAUCUCGCAAGUGCCAUGGUUGGCCGAGCUGUGGAGCAUAAAUUUGAGGGCAAACAUGGCUCUAAGGACAACUGGAGGGGGGUGGUCCUAGCCCAGGUGCCGAUCAAGAAAGACUGGUUUUACAUCACCUACGAGAAAGAUCCAGCCCUUUACAUCCACCAGCUCCUGGAUGAUUACACAGAAGGUAACCUCCGUAUCAUUCCAGAGAUUCCUCCAGCAGCGGUGAAGUCAGACGUUGACAGCGACAUCUUAACAGGUCAAUGUGUGCAGUUCACCAGAGACAACGGUUCCAAAAAGAUCGGCAAAGUCAUUUACCAAGUCCCAGCUAAGCCUUCCAUGUACUUCAUCAAGUUUGAUGGCGACAUCCACAUCCACGUCUAUAAUCUGAUGGAAAAGAUCUGUUAAGAUACCCACGGGCCUUUGACAACCCCAGUAUCUUUUCCAGUGGAAUUUGUUUUUGCUCUAAAUAUUAAAAUGUGCGAUGUGA